Messenger RNA from Hevea brasiliensis (rubber tree), 445 nucleotides. RefSeq names its product vacuolar protein sorting-associated protein 25-like. The transcript is spliced from 3 exons. Gene Ontology annotation, biological process: protein transport to vacuole involved in ubiquitin-dependent protein catabolic process via the multivesicular body sorting pathway. The record is from RefSeq and is a predicted model, not a curated record. Gene Ontology annotation, cellular component: ESCRT II complex. Gene Ontology annotation, molecular function: protein homodimerization activity; structural molecule activity. The coding region runs from base 146 to 313 and encodes 55 amino acids. NCBI's taxonomy places the organism in Eukaryota, Viridiplantae, Streptophyta, Magnoliopsida, Malpighiales, Euphorbiaceae.
AAUCCAUUAUAUUCCAUAUUUAACAGGCCGUGCAGAAUGGGUAGAUAAAGGACAUAGGAAAUGCUUCAUUCUGUGGCAUCGCAUUCAAGAUUGGGCUGACAUUAUUUUACGUUUUGUGAAGGACAAUGGGUUAGAGGAUGGUGUUAUGACUAUUGAGGAAUUACGUUCAGGAAUUGAAUCUCGGGCAACAGAGCUUCGCAGGAUAGAUCAUACAAUUUUGAUGAGGGCAUUGAAACUACUAGAACAAAAAGGGAAGCUUGCAAUCUUUAAAGGAAGUUCAACCGAUGAUGAAGGUGUGAAAUUCUGUGUGUAAUGUUUCAACUGUCUAAUUGAAGAAGAUACUUUCUUUCUGUGUAUGAUAAUUAAUUAUAACUAUGCUGAUUGCCCUUUGUGGACUUGAUCAAUUAAAUUAUUAUCUUCAGAUAUGAAUUUUUCGACUCUUUUA